AUGCCUGAUAGUCAAGAUCGUGAAUUUACGAAAUUAAAAGAGUUUAUUAAGGAAGAGAACAAGAGAUUAUCUGAAUAUUUCAUAUCUAGUCUUAAGGAGGAAGUAGCCUUCUUAAAAAAAGACAUUGAUGAACUGAAAGUUGAGAAAGAAAAACAAACUAUUAGAGUUAAAAGACUGGAAACUGAAAAUUCAACACUUCUUGAGGAUAUCAUCCAAGAGUUGAAUCAGAGACUGGAUAUAAGUUUAGUAAAUUCAGAUAUCAGUGGUUUCAAUGUCUUUGGUAAAAAUCCAACAAAUAAAUCAGUAUUGGUAGAAUUCGCAACAUAUUCAGCAAAAAUUAGUGUUCUAAAAAAGUGCAAGCUUCUAAAAGGUACAACGGUGUUCAUCGCCGAAGAUCUAUCCCCAUCUCAACAAGCAGUAAGAAAGGAAUUAUUAAAAUACCAAUCUGAACUCAGGUCGUCAGGUAAAACGGUGAAGUUGAGAGGAAAUAGGCUUAUAGUUGAUGGUCAAUCUAUAACACUGGAAAAACUGUCUAUUACUACUACUAACAAGACUGCUGAAGUUCCAUCUGUGGCGGAGAUCCUCAAAGAUCACGAACUUCCUCUAAAGAAACAGAAGUUAAGCGAAUACCACAAUACUCUAACUCAGCAAAUGCCAUACAACAUGCAGCACAUACAACAAAUAUACGCCAGCCUAGAUCCCGUCUACAUCCAGUGUUUACAAGAAUUCUCCACAGUAAAUAGGCACCUGUCGGCCUUCAAGCCAGUAGUACAAAACAUCAAAGGUUCAAAAAUCCGGCACGCGAAUGCGAUGGGCAGAUACACCACGGACCCUCCAGUGUUACAAAACCCCGAGAGGGUGGUACUGAUGUCUGAGAGUGAGCGUUUUGAACGCAGCUAUCAACCAAACGUAGCACUAGCUCCUCCCGCGCCGAAGAAACACCGGUACGGAAAAGGAGGGAUUGAGUUGGCCAGUACCAAUGCGAAUACGAAUAACGUAGUGGUGAAAACCGAAGUUUCCUCAUCGGUAAGACAAGAGCCAGAUACUCAGUGCACUGGUUUUACGAAAGAAAACCACGUGACGAACGAAAAGCCAGUAGAAUCAGCGGUUUCUGUCGUGCAGAGGCUGAAGUACAAUCCCGAAAUAGAAUUAUCGACUGAUACUGAGGAUAGUGCUUCCGAAACGUCCGAAAAACACGAACUUAGUAAGAUAGAAGAUAUUUUGAAGGGCGUGGAUUCUAGCGUGAAAGAUAAAGUCGUAGAAUUCAUGAAAACGUUGAGUAAAGAGAACGAAAGGCUCGUGCAGGACGCUCGGACGAAGGAAGAGAGAAUUAGAGAUUUAGAACUUAGGAAUAUGAAGUUAUUGAAAGAGCUCAAUACUCUAAAGCUCAAUUCUAAAGAGAAUCACAUUCUCGAAAACGGCGAUCUCAGUCCAAAAAGCAACGAUUCGAUCAACGGUUCUUCCAUUAUUACGUCAUCAGAUAGUAUUUGUAGCGAAACUAAGAACACUAAUAAUUCUUACCACAUACAAAAGAGUGUCAUCGCGUCUGUUGGUGAACAGAAAGAAGUUAUUGUAAAGACUGCUCCCGAAUGAUCUGUAAUUGUGUAUAUGCAGGACUUUUCUUAAUCGUUUCGGACCGAGCAAAAAUUGUGAUUCACGUACUGAUAUUUAUAUUGCAUUCUUUUACAAGAGGAAAGAGGUUGUAUUUUGACGAAAAAGCGCUAACUCACUACAAUUUAUUAUCUACAUUAGAUAUAAACGUGAGUUUCAUCUACGAAUAUACAUUUGAUGUCAUUUUUCAUCUGUCACUUGUCAUACGACACUUCUCAUAUGUCACUUGUCGCAUGUCACUUGUCGUAUGUCACUUGGCAUACCUAUGUCACUUGUCAUCUGCCACUUGUUAAAAUCGUCGUGCUGGUUCAUUUGACAAAAUUAACAAGUCGGGAGAAUUAUCGUAACUUUUAUAGAAAGAUUUAAGUGACAAUUGUUGAAGUACAAUAAUUUUGUAAUGUUUUUUAUAAAGUAUUGUUCAAAUAAUCGCAAUUUUGCAUGAAUUUAAAGUUUGUAUUUUAUUUGUACUGUGACAUAUUUGUAUGUGCCGCAAAUACGUUUACGUAACAUCUACGUGUUGUAGAUAUUUAUCUUGUUUUUUUUUAUUGAGGACAAACGAGUAACUUACCUAAGUAACAUUUGAUAAUAUUUAAAUUUUGAAAUAAUGAUACCACUGCUCAUCUUAGUAUUGUUGAACAGAAUUUUCGUACUUUUUUAACUCAAAUUCCUCACUGUAAACCAAAGCUCAUGGACAUGAGAUUGAGCAGAACCUCUCUGUAUUAUUUUGUACGUUACAAGACAUCUCGUAACGCGAUAGUUCGUAAAGCCACAAAUGGUAACGGCAGCCUGUACCGGCAACAGUUCGUAACGGAGAAAAUUCGUAACUAAAACAGUCCUUAAUGGUAUAAUUCGUAACGUUAAAUCGAAUUAUUCUGCUUAUUUUUGAUAAUUUGGAAUCUAACUGUUACUACGUUUAUCAAACUAACCAACAUCAGGACAGCAACAUUUUUAACACAUUUCAUAUUUCGUAGAGAAAUAUACAGUACUGAGCGCCCUAAAACCGUCAAAAUAACGCAAAAGAUGGAAAUCAUAAUACAUAUGUACAUACAUAAUACAUAAUACACAAUAAACUAGUAGAGGUGGAAAUUAUCGAUAUAAACGUAUAACAUAUAUAACAACGUAUAACAACGAUAUAACAUUACAUUACAUAGUUUCCCUUCCUUAAGGUGAGUAAUACAUACAUAAUUUGUUAAAAAACUUUGGCGUUACGAAUAUGUAUAGUUACGAACUGUCGCCGUUACGAAUUAUUCAUUACCAUUUGUGUGGUUACGAACUGUCUCGUUACGAGAUGUCAUGGAACCUAUUUUGUAAUAUUAAAAUUACCAGCGAUAUUACUUAAAAUAGUGACUUUCUGAAUACGUUGUUGACUGUAGAUUCAGAUUACUUCAGUCCACUGAUUAUUUGUUUACAGCUGGGAUUUUUUUUGUGUUUCGUGUGAAAACAUAAUUUACUUUAAGAAGUUUGUUCUUUAGUGUUAUAUAUAGUCAUCAAUAUUACCAUUGAACAUCGAUGAACCAUUAAAAGUAUCUUUUGUUUUGGAUCAUACCAAUGCAAAUUUUAUUCCCGUCAAUUAAGUAUUCUGUAAUGUUUAUUUCAAUUUAUUUAAAGUCUCCUAACACUAACACUAAAACACAAUUAAUUUAUAACAUUUAUUUAUUUAACCCCACAAAUUUAUAUUCGACUGACUUCUACAAUCUCAUUUAUCUUUAUGUGUAGUUGCUUCAGUCGUUCCGGAACCCCGUGAAAGUUAAACAGCUAUGGAUCGAAUCGUCGCGUAGCAUGUUCGAUCAAAAGCGUAGCAAGGGCUUCGCGUAACAUUGCCUCCUCCUUAAGAGAUAUUUCCUCCUGCAACCUUGUCGGGACUGGAACUGAUUAUUGAUAUCGGCAACACCAUAUUUCGGAGAACAUCCAAUUCAAUUAGCGAUAUUCUAGCUUUGGCAUGUCUAAUUUUUGCGCGUUAUUCACGGCCAUUCCUUGUUUGCUGACUAUAUGACCCAGAUAAUGUGACUUUAUUUUGCACUUCUUGCCAUAAUUCAUAAAUUAUUUAUCUUUAUAUUUUAUGUUCACUUUAACUUAACUGGUUGUUAAUGUGAGCAAAAUAUUUUGAGGUUUUUGUUAACUAUAUAUUAGCACUAAAAGAGCAACUCUUUGAUGUGUCAUGAUAUAUAUUGUCAAUAAUAUAUAAUAAAAAGAGAAGCAAAUUGUUUGGGUCUAAUAAAAUUGUAAUAUUGUUUUCCUAUGAUUAUGUACUAUUACGAACGAAUCACAAAUGCUUAAUAAAUAUUUUCCAAUGUUUUAUAACAUACCGAAAUAUAAAAUUCUUGUUUGAUAUAAACUUUGUAAUUGUCCUAUACUAGUAAUUGUAUUGAACGUUUUUAUUGUAAAUGUACAAAAUCCAAAACAAUUUGUCAAACUUUUUUGUAUUUUUGUAAACACGCCUACAUUAGGUAGUACCUAUGAAAAUGUAUUUGUAGUACCUAUAACACAAAUUAAGUAGUACCGACGAAAAUGUAUGAUGGGUAGUACUUGUACCACAAAUUAGGUUGUACCUAUGAAAAUGUAUUGAUAGUACCUGUAACACAAAUUAGGUAGUACCUAUAAAAAUGUAUUGGUACUACCUGUAACAUAAUUUAGGUAGUGCCUAUGGAGAUGUAUUGGUAUUACCUAUAACACAAAUUGGGUAGAACCGAUGAAAAUAUAUUGGUAGUAACUACAACACAAAUUAGGUAGUACCGACGAAAAUGUAUUGGUACCAUAAGUAUAUAAACUUGGAAACAGAUCCUUUUAGACGUACAGGUUCUUAAUUUGUGAUUGAAAAAGUUGUGCUAAGUAUUAGGAACCUAUACUCGUUUUUGUGAUAUGUAUAAUCUAUACAGGGUGUCCCCGAAAAUAGUGCGUUCCUUUAAGUAUAUAUAGAUAUAAUACACAAAGUAGAACAAAAAAGUCCUAUAACAUUUUCUUCUAAAGUUAACCGUUUCCAAAAAAAAUUACAUUGUUCUCUAUAUAAGUGAACUUUUAUUUUCAUAAAAUUAAAUAAUCUGGUAUCGUCGUACAAGAACUCGUUUGUGACUUUAUAAAUUUAACAUAAACCCCUUGUUUAUUUACCAUUUGAGGUGAUUUUAAGAUUGUUGACACCGGAAAUGUAGGUACCUACCCGCAAAAUAAUUAUUUCUUGCUUUAAUAAUGUGGCAUUUACUAUUAUCUAAAUUAAUGAAGGUGUUUGGAUUAGGGCUCUAAGUUUCAUAUAAAUUAUAACUUAUACUUAAGUAACUAUGGUUUUAUUUCUAAAAUGCAAUUAAUGCACCUAAGAAUUUUUGAUUUUCAUCUUUUGUUACAAAGAAUUUCGUUUUUUUUUUACUUCCGAGUAAUACCAAGAACUCAAAAAUCGUUAAAAAUAAAAACAAGAAUGUGUGUGUACUUUGUACGCACGUAAGAAGUUAUACUUCUACUACAUAUUAUGUGAUUUUUAAGACAAUACCAAAAAUUUUAAAAAAUAAAAGAAUAAAACGCACACAAACACAUUGAAAAAUGCCACAAAGAAAAAAUGAUUUAUGAACAAUAAUAAUUGUUGGCAAAAAUUUUAAAUACGCAUUUUCUGAAAAAAAAAUUAUAUAACAAAUAUACUUACAAUCAUAACAUGCAUAAAAAAAUAAAAAAAUAAAACUUGCAUCGGGAAUUGAACCCUUGAAUUUUGUGCCGCUUUGACUCGUAAUCGAAGCGUAGACUCACUCGUCCAAUCCCACAUUAUUUAUCAUGUGGAAAAAUACGGUAACUGAACGUUUUACUGUUUGACAGUUGUUUUGAAAAUUAAAUUAUUUAGUUUAAAUUUUGUGGAAGAAAAUAUAAAAAUAUAACAAAGCAGUGAGAAAACAAUAUAUUAGAUGAAGAUUGGUAGAACUUUUGUUGGUAAUCAAAUUAAUGUAAAUCAAAGCAUUACAUACCUACUAGAUAAAUAAAUCUACGCCAAAAAAUCAUAAUUUAAAAAUAAAAAUCGAACCUAAUUUGGGAUUUCUCUCUAAAAUCCGCAUUCUUGAGAAAAUAAAUGUAUGUAUUUCAACCUAAUCCAAAUGUAUAAUUACAAUAUGAUUAUAAUAAAAACUACUUACCAAAUUAGAAUGAGUUUUCCUUGUCCAAAAUAGUCCAAAAGUCCAAAAAUAUAGGUAUAUGAAAACUAUUUAAAAAGGCAGUAUAACUAUUAACUAACUUUUGUUUGUUGUUUCUUUUCACACAAAUUUUAAAACGCAACAACCAUAAAUAAUCUAACUACAGCUGUGCCACAGCCGCCAUAUUGAAUAAUUUUUGACAUGUCAUUUGAACAUCCAAUCAGAACAAAGUUAUAAUGCGCAUGCGCCCGGUCGCUAGGUUUUCCCAUGUAAACAUUUACCCUCUAUCGCCGGUAAAGAAGUAUAAACCCAAAAACUGGACAGUGUUGUCUCGAGAAACUAAUAAACUAAUAAAAUCUUUUUGAAUUUUUUGUUUCACAUGAUCCAGUGACGAGUUCUGAUGUCCAUAGCAAAAUCUAUUUUUUAAGGUGUCUGUAAAAAUUUGCCACCUUUGACUUAUUUUUCAAUAUUUUUCCUUUAAUUGUUUUUUAAAUAUUCUUUGAAUUGUACUUAAUAGGCUCAUUUAAUUUAAAAAUAAAAUUACCGUACCAUAGUUUAAAAAAGUCACAAAAAUGUGCUUGAAAUAUCAAUUUCGAACCAUACCCCCUCACCCCAUGUUUGAAAAUCAAACAAAACAAAUUUUUGUUUUGUUUUGUUGAUAUCGGUUUCGUUGAUAUUUGUAUUGCACGUAGUUGCCAGAUUUCAAUUUGCAUAACCAAAUGUAUUUUGGUUUUUUGGCCAAACGGUUGAAUUUAGAAAAAAAGUUUAUAAGACUUUUUUGCUCUACAUGGUGUCUUCUACCUAUACCUUUAAGUGACGCACUAUUUUCGGGGACACCCCAUUUUCGGUACCUAUAUCGAAAAGUAAAAAUUGUCUAACCUCUGUCAUUUUGUAAAGAAUGUCAAUUAGGAUUUUCUCCGAACUGAUGUAAAUUUUUGCUCUGUACUAUAUAGUAUCGUAGGUAUUUCGGACAUGUACAUAUUGUAAAGAAACAACCCGAGGAUUGUCGUACUAGAAUUAUUGUAAACGUAGUUUUGAAAGAAAUAGGACUUUAAUUCGGAGAGGUACUCCCAUGAUAAUUAAGUUGUUUUUUGUCAAUUUUUGUUUUAUUUGCCUUAUACGAAUUGUUUCAUUUUUUAUUUGAUUUAAAUACUUUUAUCACGAAUAUCAUUCCGUGGGACGUUUCUGUUCAUUGCCAACAGUUGCCAGUUUGUACACUGUUCCUCCAUCUCACUUUUUGUCUACCUCUACUCCUAUUACCUACAACCGGUACCUCUAAUAGUCUGGUUGGGUAAUUUUCAUUUGCCCUCCCUCUUCUUCUCUUCUCUUGUUCUCCUGCGCCAUCCAAUUGACAUUUGUUCUUCUGCGCCAUUCACCAUUACCCUCCUUUGUACCACCAAACACUUUUCUCAAGAUUUUUCUCUCACAAAUAUCUAACGUUUUUCCUUUCUGUUGUAAUUUUCACAUACAUACAACACCGUUGAUCUCACUAUUGCUUUGCUACCUUUCAAACAGCAGUUUAUCUAUGCCUCUCUCUCUCUCUUCGUGUCCUCUAUUUGUAACUUUUACUCAAAGGUACUCAAAUUCUGUUACCUUUUCAAAUUUAUACUCUUUCUCUCUCUCUCUCCCUCUCUUUAUCUCUCCCAUUCUUCCUUAGAGUAAUCCAUUUAUUUUCUUCUCCAUUUUCCCCUCUAAUUUUCCAUAUACUUGUUUUUUCUCGAUUUAUAGUCAGGCCAUAUUUUCUAGCUUAUUCUUCAAAUUUUGUUAACAUUUUGAAGUUCUAUUCUUGAACGAGUCAGAAAUUCCAAGUCAUCUGUGAAACCUAUCAACUGUUGUCUUUUGUUCAGAAUCGUACUGCUUUUCUGGAACUUGGCUCCUCAAAUUAUUUUUUCUAGUACUAAGUUGAAUAAGUCUGACGUUAAACUGAUUUGAAAAACUAUGUUCAAAAAUAAGUUGUUUUUUCAGUAAUUUUCUCUUCUUUUGCCUGCAUCUCUCCUUUAGAUUGUUAGCUGUAUCUUUACUUUUAUUGACUCCAUUUCGUUUUCUUUGUAUUAACUUUUGAAUCCAUUUGUGUGGUAUGGUCUGAUAACCCUAUAGAACUAUCUGUAGAUCAUCUGUAUCUUUUGCUAGCAAAACUGUGUGAUCAGCGUAACGUUAAGUUGUUAAUAACCUCUUUGGUAAUUAUACCUUCUGUUCUGUCUUCCUCAGCUUCUCCGAAUAUUUUUUCUGGAUAUAAAUUAAACAAAAGCGGAGAGAGCAGACAUCCCUGUUGAACUCCUCUCAAAAUAGGAACUUAUGGAAAAGACGGAAUGCAAAUAUACCGUCUAUCCAGACCUGUUAUUCAAAAUAACAACUAAUUUCUCAUGUUUAACAGUGUCAAAUGCUUUCUUUUAUACCGAAACUAUUCUUGAAGCGAAACUGAAAUUUGCCAAUGUUCACUUUUGCACGCACUAUAUACCGUCUCUAAUUAUUAGUUUAAACAUUUUUAAGUACCUUUUAGAGCAUUCUUCUAUAUGUGCCGUCUUCUACCAAAGAUUGGUGACCGUCAAACAACAAGUUUCUCUGUUUUUGUGCGCAAUUUCUGGUAUUUGGAACCAUUCUCUUAAGUUUCUCAGCCAGGAUUUUUUCUUUCUGCCCAAACCUUUUCUGUCUUCAAUCAUGCCUUCCACUGUAAGCUGAAGCAGACUGUACUUAUCAUUACGGAACAUUUAUGGCCCAGAUAUGACGCUUUCUUCCUUUUAACAGUUAUUAAUAAUUCCAUCUCUCUAUCCAUUCUUCUCAAUACCUGUGUUAGUCACUCUGUUUGUCCAACGUAUUCUAAGCAUGCGUCAGUACAGCCAAAUUUCCAAAUCCUCUAAAUUUUUUAUAGGUUCUGCUGUUAACGUCCAACCUUCUACUCCAUACAGUAGCGUAGAGAGGGUGUUUAAGGCUUAGGUUGCGUAAUAAGAGCUUUCUCAAUUUUAUGAAUCUAGAUCUUGCUAUUUCAAUUUGGAUCUUAAUCUCUACCUCUGGACCUCUACCAUUUACUGUGUAUCCCAGAUGUUUGAAUAGCUCUACUAUUUCAAAAUGUCUGGUUUCAAUAUGCAGGUCGAUAUUUUGAAUGUUCCAUUUUUAAUCGCCAUAAAUUUAGUUUUCUUUCUAUUGAUCUUUAGUCCAAAUUGAUUGCCUGUAGUAUUUACUCUAUCGAGCAUCAUCUGUAAAUCUUUGAUGUUAUCGGCCAGUAUAACAGUAUCAUCUGCAUAUCGAAAAUUACUUAUUGGUACGCCAUUAGUCUAGAUGUCUUCAUUCCCUUACUCUUCUAACUCUUCUAGUGCCUAUAGAAAUAUUUGUUCCGUACACACGUUGAAAAGCAGUGCAGUGGCGAAAGAAUGCAGCCCUGCUACCCCUUUAGAAAUAAUUAUGUUUUGACAUAGUUGAUAAAAAAAAAUAAUAUUUAUUUAUUUAUAAGUAUAGAGUAUCAUAGUACAACCAAUCAGACACUAUUACCAAUAUGAAUCAUUUUCUAGAAAAUUUUGAUUUUGAAAUUAUUUUUAAUGAACAAAAACAUUUUGUUAUGUUGGGAGUACCUCCUAUUUCGCUUUUUGUAUAUUACGCCUUUGUAGUCUCUCGAGAAAAAAUUUGUUAGGUUUUUCUCCAAAAUUGUUCUUGUUAUGAUUGUUUUAAUUUAUAUUUAGAAAUUGUUACUCGGUAAUAUUUUUUAUGACUCGAAAGUACAAAAAUGGGGUGCAAAGCAUCCGCAUAGAAUACUAUAAGGUAGUGUGUACAAGGCUUACACAGUUAGACUGAAAGUAACUAUAAAAAUGUGGUCACUUGAUAAUACAGUGUACAGUGAAUGAAGGUAAAAACCAACUACACUGCGCGCCAAAAUGAACGCAUAAUUUUAAAAUUAUAAUUUCAGUCGCAAUGAAAAAAUAUUUGAUUGUUCUUUUGUUCUUUAAGGUUGCUAACAUCUGAAAUAACACACUUUUUUUACGAAAAAUGUAUUGCAAUAAAACUACUUAACAUCAUAAAAAAAUGAAUGUUGUGUACUUUGUACGCACGUAAGAAGUUAUACUUCUAUUAUAUGAUUUCAACGAAAUCAAUAUACUUUAAACAGUUUCUCUACUACUUUUCAAAAAAUUUUAUUAAAACAAUACCAAAAAUUAAAAAAAUAAAAGAAUAAAACACACACAAACACAUUGAAAAAUGCCACAAAUGAUUUCUGAACAAUAAUUGUUGCCAAAAAUUUUAAUUAAAUACGUAUUUUCUGAAAAAAAUUAUAUAAUAAUAUACUUACAAUCAUAAAAUCUAUAAAAAAAAAUAAAAAAAAAAUGAUAUAACUUGCAUUGGGCUUGAACCUACUUCCCGUGUAUCCCGCCGUACGAGAGUCGAAGCGAUUUCAAACUGCACCACCUUCGCGUAUACGUCAUGUGGGAAUUUUACACAAACUGAACAACUUUUUGACAUUUUGUUUAUAUGAAUUUUUAUUAGUUUGAUUUUUGUCGAAUUAAAAUACAACGAUAUAUAGAGUAAGAAAACGAUACAUUAGAUGAAAAUUUGUAGAAAGUUUGUUCGUAAUCAGAUUAUGUAAAUUAAAGCAUUGCCUACUAGGGGUAUAGCAUAGCAAGUACUAGGUAAGUACAUUAUUUUUUUUUACAUUUUCCAAAUAGGUAUGAAGAUAAUUUUUUAUUGGAAUACAACUGAAACAUUUAGAAUUACGUACCUGUGGCUUUUCAAAACUAUUUAAAAAGUCACUAUAAUUAUAAAUUUGAUUUUAUUUCUGUCCUCACAACAAUAAAAACUAAUUAUUAUACAACAUUUUUGUUUACCGAUAACCUCCAUAUUGAACAAUUAUUGACAGAUCAUUUCAACACUCAAUCAGAGCCCGUAUAAAGACUAAUACCAAACUGUCGGUGUGCGCAUGCGCACAGAUCAAUAUAAAUUCACCCUCAAUCUCAAUCGCGCCUAAAGAAGUAUAACUUCAAAAAAUGACUGAUUUGAAAAUGUUUAAUGAUCAAGAAAAUUAAACUAGUAGCGGGUAUGGUCUCCUCUGGCAUUUAUUACUGUUUGACAACGAUCUUUCAUACUGAGAAUUAUCGCUCUUAUUUCAUCUUGAUCAAUUUGAUCUCAAAUUUCAACUAAUAGCGGAAACACUUGAUCUAAUGUAUUUGGUACAUUAGGUAAUUGUCGUAGUCAUCUCCCUACGAUGUCCCAAACAUUUUAUAUUGGGUUCAGGUCGGGACUUCUCGCAGGCCAAACCAUCACAGAAAUCCUCACCUCCUGACGAUAUUGCUGCACAAUUCUUGCAACGUGUGGCCUGGUAUUAUCUUGCGUAAGCAUGAAAUUAUCCCCAAUAAAUGGUGCAAAUGACACGACAUGCUCUUCUAAAAUGUCUAUAAUAGUGAUGUAACGAAUGUCAUUUUUUGAACAUUCGCGAAUACGAAUGCGACUAUCUGCUACCGACAUUCGCGAAUGCGGAUGCGAAUGCGAAUAUUCUGUUUUUUUAAUUUUUGUCUAUUUUUGACAUCUUUCUAAAUUUAUAAUGAAAAGUUAAUUGAUAUUUAGUGUAAAUCAAUCUGAAUCUUAAGCUUUACUACAACCAAAUAAUAAAAUAAAGUGAAGGCUGGUAAUGUGAUUAUACAAGGUAAAGUUACCAUUUCUUAAUAUAAAGAAGAUAAGAAAUUAACAGAUUUUGAUUUUGUCAACCUAAUAUUAUCUUCAAAUUAUUUUUUUUCUGAUAUUUAUAUUCGCAAAACAUUCGCACAAAUUUCUCGAAUGCGAAUACGAAUGCGAAUAUGCAAAAAUAUGCGAAUAUUCGCGAAUGCGAAUACGAAUAUUCGUUACAUCACUAGUCUGUAAUGUAUCUGUGUGAUGUAACCUGCCCGUGAUCUAUUCUAACUAACUCCGUACGAGCCUCCAAAUUAAUCCCACCGCACACCAUUAUUGAGCCGCCACCAUACUGUAGAGUCCCUACAGUGUUACACUGUCCAUAGCGUUCCCCAGGCGUCCCCCAGGAAAAAAUACAGUACCUGGAUUCAUCGGUGAAUAAUAUUAAUCGUCAUUAUUCCAAUCUUCACGAGCAAAAUGCAAUCUUUACCUUCUAUGAUCUCUGGUCAAUAAUGAGCCAGUGGGUGGCCCUUCCAUCGUAUUUUGGCUGAUUCUAAAGUUAUAACGAUCCAAAAAUUCAUUUUGUAGAGAAGUACUGAGUACUGGUAACAAACCUUGUACUGGUCUCAGUGUACGAAGUCUAAGGUCAAAAACCGUUCUUGAUUGGAAACCCUUCUAUUCUACAACCUUGAUCGGAUUUUCUCGAGUUACUCCGGUAACAGUAAAACGUGUCAAGACUCUUAAAUUGGUUAACUGAGUGACUUUAAGCCGUUCAGCGAGUUCGACUUGACGGUAUCCUAAAAGAGUAACGAUUCUAAUACAGUCACUUUCUGACAAGAAUGUUAAAGUUUGCAAGAAUGAUAAAAACAUUUCACGGUUCUUUCGAUAAAUUUUACAGUAUACCGGAGAUAACAAUAAUAUAUUAUCACAAAAAUCGAAACAUUAAAAUUACUUAUUUGAUUUACCAGGAUUUUUAAAAUUAUGCGUUGAUUUUAGCUCGCAGUGUAUUACCUCCGAUUUCGGUGAACCUCCAUAGAUUUUCAUGAAAAUUGGUGAGUGGUUAGAGCAGUGGUGGGCAAACUUUUUUAAUGGGGGCCACAACGUUCAAGAAAUUUUAUAGGAGGGCCAGAAUUAUAGAACAAAUGCAUUUUGAGUUAAACCUGUAUAAUAUAUAUAUACUAUCCAUGUCGACGGACCCUCGGCGGGCCGGAUGUUAUACUUUCGCGGGCCGUACUUUGCCCAUCACUGGGUUAGAGGAUACCUCAAAAAACAAAAGUGACAUGGUACCAACUUGCGCUUUUACCGUGGAGGUGGAUGCCCCUUCUCGGGGGUGAAAAUUAUUUUAUUAAAAAUAUAACUAAUGGGAACGUGAAAUCGAUGCAUUUUAUAACAUACGUAUACUUACUAACACUUUUCUAAGUACUCAGAAAUACCUAUCAAAUGUGCUUCGGAAGCAGACGAUGAGCAUAAAAAUUUAUGGUCCAAAAAUUUUUCAAAAUUUAUGCUUCAAAAAAAUUUUUCCAAAAUAAUAUUGGUUUUUUAGAAUAACUCCGUUAAUAUCUAUGAUAUCAGAUUAGCCCUAAAACCAUUUUAAAGGUACUUUCAAGGGCUAUAAAAUCGUAUUAACCCUCGUAAGGCGGUGCUUAGAUUCUUACGUAAACAACGGUGCGGGGUGCAUUUGCACCCCAUCUCUAUAUCCAUUUUUUUAUAUGUGAACGUCGGAGAAAUUAAUUUGAAAGAUAAUUAGGACUUAUUUAUUAUAGUACAAAACAUAAUUUUACAAAAAAAGUACUCAUUUCUUCUUAAAAAAAAAUUAUGAUCGUCGCAAGACAAACACAUGAAAUUUUUCACAGAAUGAGCAACACAAAAAGUUUUUACACACAAUACAGUUAUGCCGGGACUUUCGGUCUUUUUUUCUCUGACAUAAGUAACACCGACCUUGUCCCGUAGCUCUGUUAGCUCCAGGUGGAACAUCAGAAACGUCCAAAUCGGGAUAAGAAAUUUUCAUCAUUUGCACCCAAGUCAUUUUUUCAAAAAAGCACGUAAACGCAAAGAAUUUUGAAUGCUAUAAUGGAUGGAAUACGUUUAGAAUUGAAUUUAAUACGAAUAAAAAAAUGGAUAAAAAUCAAAAAAAAUUAUUAAAAAAGAUAGAUGAGAAAAACUAGGUCUGGGGUGCAGCUGCACCCCGCACCGCCUUACGAGGGUUAAAUUUAAUCUUUUAAUCUUAUAAAUUUAUUUAAAAAAAGUUACAUGGUCCUCGCAGUAAAAUUUAGGCUUUAGACGUUUCUACUCGGUUAUUUUUUAUCCUACAAUAGAAAGAAUGAUCUUUGUUAAAAAAAACUCAAAUUUCGUUUUGUAUUAUUUUUUAUGUAUAUCGAGUAUUUUUUGAAUUACAUAUUAUCAAAAGAAUUUACAAAAAUUUUAAAAAUUUUGAUUUUUUAAAUCUUUUUUUUUUCAAAAAUAUGCAUUAUAAAGCGGUCAAAAUGUUUGAGGCCAUUACUUAUGCCUUACUUAUGCCAAAUUAAAGAAAGUCUUAUAGGGAUUACUAUGAAUUUUAAUUUGUAUGGAAAUGGCGUAUGUUUUAUUUUUCACUUUUUCCUAAAUAAUUCGAAAGGAUCCUCUUAUUUUCAUUAGAACUUGCUUAAUUUUAAUGCUAUUUACUUCUCAGCUCAUUUCAUAGGUUGGUAUUCCUUAGUACUUUGACAAGUUUUUAGUAACUCUAUGUUAUAAAAUGCAUCGUUUUCCCGUUAUAAGCUUGAAACCUUAGAUUUGAGUACUCGCUGAAAAAAAUGUACGUUCAAUUACCUAUAAUUCACUUUGCAUUAAUAUUGAGUUAGGUAAAUGUUUUUCAAGUAACGAAUUUAUUCGAUUUUUUAUUGACUUCAAUUUUGGUAAGGAUAACUUUCAUGUAAAAACAUAUGUUCAGAAAAAAAAAUCAUAAGCCAUGUUAACAAACUUACUUGUUUGUUUUCUUACAACAAUUUAUAGAUUAAAAAUCAUUACAAUCUUUAAAAAAAAACCCAAAAAAUUUUUUUUGGGGGCUUGAGACAAGGGUUAGGGUUAACAUUUUGCGCUGAAAUUUGAAAUUGAGGGUUUAUAGGCUACCCAUCACCACAAAACAGCCGGAGAGAUCAACACUUUUAAACUUUAGUUUUUUCGGAACACCCUAAUUCAGCUAGAUCUAGGAACUUUACGUACUUUACAACACAGUUACUUCAGUUAACAUACAAAGCCUUGUACUAAAAAUAUAAAAUAAUGAAUGUGAUGUGUGUAUGAAUGACCAAAAUUGCAUUUUUAACGUCGUCGACCAAAUAAUUAUUCGAAAUUCGAACUCAGGUAUUAACGAACGCAAUCAACAAUUUUUUUGUAAAUAUAGAACGAAAAAAAAUAAAGAUGCGCCAAUUUUGAGAGACGCAUAUCACAAAUUUUGUAUUAAAUAAGUUGUUAAAAAUGCAAUAGAGAAUUUUUAAGGCCCAUUUUGUCUCCAGUAAUUGUAGCGGUGUAUGAGAGAACUUUGAAACUUGUAAAUGGUAUAAAACACUGUACAGGGAGUGAUAUCAACAAUAUUUUAGGAUAUUCUUUAUUUUCAUUUUUCGCGUAAUAAUAAUAUCGAUUUUUAAAUACAGCACCUAGAGACUUGCAACUUUUUGCAUUAUGUUCAGGAUGCGGUCAGGAAAAAAUUUGACUAUACAAAAAUUGGUGGAAAUGUACAAUUGCAUCUACAUUGCAUAAAAUGCACAAAAAUGUCAAAAUAAGCAUAUUAAGGGCCAUAUUUUGCUACUCUAGGGUUUUUGGGGACGUUGAACACGACUACGCCAUCAGAAUCGAUCUCCGGAGCACCUGGUACCCACGGUCACUGCUAAGACACGUAAUGUGGAGGUUUUUGGAGUCUCUUAACACGAAUACACCAUCAGAACGGACUCCCGGAGCACCUGGUGCUGUGUCACUACUAAAGUACGUCAUCUUCUGGAGUUUCGAGGGGUUUCGGCGUUAAAUUGUUGCAAAUAGAUUGUUCGGGCGGUUUUUGAUGUUGCUGAAAACUAAUACGUCAUCAGAACCGACACCCGGAGACCUGAUGUCUAGGUUCAUGUCAUCUUAUGGAGUUUCGAUGGAUUUUCGCACUAAAUUGAUGCAAACAGAUUACACGAGGGGUUUUUGGUGUUACUGAACACGAAUACGCCAUCAGAAGUGACCCCCGGACCACUUGGCUCUUAAGGUUACUUCUAAGGCGUGCUAUAGUCUGGAGUUUGGAAGUACUUUGGACACCAGGUGUAACAAGGGUCGGUUCUGAUGGUGUUUUCUUGUUCAGUGACCCCAAAAACUCUCGAGUAAUCUGUUGCAAAAAUUCUCGAAACUUCAGAUGACGUGCCUUAGCAGCGAACCUGGGCACCACCAGGUGCUCCAGUGGUAGGUUCUUCAGCGACCCCAAAACCCAAAGCCUCUAGGUGCUGUAUUUAAAAAUUGAUUUAUUUUGUGCUAAAUGCCCUGGUCUAAAUGUUUUGAAACUGUUUUCUUGUGGCAUGUUUAAUUUAGUAUAUGUUUAUAUGGGAUUGAGCCACAAGAAUUGUUGGUGUAAUGAAAAUGACAUUUCUUAAAUAACUAUCGUUUGACGUUUCUAUUUCCAUUCCGGAAAUCAUCCUCAGAAAAUUAAAAAAAAAAAUUAGGUUUGAAAAUUCUGAGAAAAUUCUCAUAACCUGAUCUUCUUAGGUUAUGUGUACUUUCGAUACAAAUUAAAUUUUGGUCUCGAUCUUAUUAAGGACCCUGGCAAACCUGUGGGUGAAAAACAAUGUUUAAAAUGAUGUUCGUGCCACCAGGGGUAUCAAAUUCUGAUUGUUUUUGUGUAAUCUGUAUCGUAGAUGUGAUUGGAAAAAAAAUCAAAUUUAAAAUUAAAAUUACUCAUACAUUAGGUAAUUAAAAAUGUAAUUUUCAUUAUACCAAUAAUUGUGGCUCAUUCCCAGAUAAACAUAAUAUUAUGUACUUAAAUUAAACAUGCUACAAGAAAACAGUCUCAGAACUUUUUACUGACGUUUGGUCUGAGCCUAUUGCUUUGCCACUUUUGCUAUUUUUUAAUGCAAUUUUAAAUUCUUCUUUUAAUAUACUUAAAACCACACCAUCUUUCACUUCUACUUCCAUAUGUUCUAUUCUAUCCGCUGGGAGGAUUGACAUAGAAAUAGAGGGGAUAUGAUAUGUCUACAGUGCUUCUCAUGGUGACAUAGUUUGUAAGCCGUCCCCCACGGGAGAUAAAUUCAGUUCUUUUUCUUCAUUAUAUUUUCUUACCUUAGUAAUGAAAUACACCUCUUCUUUUCAACCAGAUCCUUUGGAAACCCAAAGAAUCUAUAGUUCAGUUUACUUCAAGAUGCACUAGAAAUAAACAAACCAAGACACGUUGAAUGUUACAAGGAGCAUUCAAAAAUCACGAUUUACAAUGUGUAUAUAUUGUAUAAAUUCCAAAUCAUGAUCUAAAAAGUUUAUGCAUUGUAAAUCAUGAUUCGGAAGUGCUCCUAUAGUUUAUUUUUUAACCAGGAGGAGUAAACUAAAAAGACAGAUUCACACCCAAGAAACUCACUAGAAUAAUAACCAAAUACAUCUUCUUUUUUGGUUGAUCUAGUCGGCCCUCAACGGUAAUCCAUAAAUAUUAUAUUAAAUUAAUACGUCGCUAAAGAGUUCCAAAAACAACUGCUUUUUAUAUAAAAGCAGAAUGACAAACUAAAAAUUAAAGGAAUAACACAGAAAACACAAAAAUCCCCGAUAUAACUUAAUUAACCUAUGUAAUGUCACUAGUGUCAAAAUUUGAUAAAUGUCAUUAGUGUCAAAAUUUGAUAACAGUGGAGUAAACUUGCCUGCGGUUGGACCAAUUACAAACAAGCAAUACAGCGCGGUAAAUUUGAAUCACUCCUCUUGGUUAAAAAACAAACCAUAGUAACAUUUAACAUGUCUUGGAUUGUUUAUUUCUAGUGCAUCUUGAUUGUGAUUUUAAUAUACAUACCACUCUUUCACUAUAGUGUUUACAAUCCGGGGCAAAGCACCAAUUACCAUUUUUAUUAUAUAAAAUACAAUGGUUCACAAAAGUUCCCAAUUUUUAUACUUAUGAAAUGAUUUGCAAACGACACCGCGAUCAUGGCUGAAAAUAUCGAAGAUCUUCAAUUCCUUAUAGAUCGAGUCACUAGAGAAUGCUCCAAUAACGGACUUAACAUAAAUGCAACAAAGACAAAGUUACUUGUGGUUAGUAAACAAGACGUCGGCCCUAUGCAACUAAUUGUCAGUGAUGAAUCAAUAACAAAAGUUACCAUUUUAAAUACCUAGGAUGUUGGAUAAACGAGACACUAAAUCCGGAUGAAGAAAUUAAAACUCGUAUAGAAAUUGCAAGAGGAGCAUUUAUGAAACUUAGAUCUAUUCUGAGCAACUCUCAGCUGAACUUACAACUAAGAAUCAAGUUCCUAAAAUGUUAUGUUUAUCCUGUAUUAAUAUAUGGAUGUGAAACCUGGAUCAUGAAGGUUAACAUGAUGAACAAAUUAGAAACCUUUGAGAUGUGGUCGUAUCGUAGAAUGCUCAGAAUAUCUUGGGUUCAACGCAUUUCAAACAGAGAAGUCUUAAACAGAGUAGGUCAAGGCAAAGGUGACUUAAUGAAGAUGAUAAAAAGAGAAAACUUGAAUAUCUGGGGCAUAUAAUGAGAGGUAGCAGAUACAGGAUGCUGCAGUUAAUACUCGAUGGAAAGAUCGACGGAAAAAGAGGAAUUGGUCGAAAGAAAUAUUCAUGGCUCCGAAACCUUCGUCAAUGGACUGGCUUAUCAGCAGAUCAGUUGUUAUGGCAAAUUGUUAUGGAAGCUACCCACGCCUAAAAAUUUGGGCACGGUACUUAAAGAAGAAGAAGAAAUGAUAAACAGUGAAAUCAAAGAAAGUUGGGUAAUUGAACUGAUCCUGUUGGGGAUUGGAACCUCUUUUCUAAUUUCUGGGUUACAGUCUGGCAUGAUUUCUCAGUUUUUUCUUUUACCUCUAUAUUUUACUUUUUAUUUGAACACAAUAUAACCAUUUUUCUCUUUAACAUUCUUAGUUAAUUUACAAAUCAUACACUCCUUAAUUUAAAGUGAACCAUGCAUAAAUUUAGAUCCAAUUUAGAAUUUUUAUUAAGUUUGCACUCACUUUUGGAAUUAUGCGAGUUUUCUUUUCAUCAUACAUAUUUAGAUUUAAUUUUUGAUAAUAUUGUGACGAAAGAGUUACCGCAAGUAACAGGUACCAUCUCGACAGCCAGAUAUCUACAGAAUAUCUUGAUGAAACGCGCGGCGAACGGCGAGGGGAACGAAUUUGCUCAAAGCUUUGGAAGUGAGGGCGUGCGAUGACUAGAGAUGGGCAGAGCAUUGUAGACUAUUUAAGCAGAGCGCGGUGUUAUUUAAGUUUAGUUAUAGAUAGAAUUCCGAAUUGUAACUUUGUAAAUAUAGUUUUAUAUAAAUCGAACUGUGAGUUUUAUUUUAACUGUAAUGUCGCUACAGUUGGUGUCAGGUGUGGGGUAAAAAUAAAAUAAAAGUGACUUUAAAAGACUUUUGAACUUUAUUCGUCGGGAAUAAUCGGAGUGCAUUAAUUGUUUGGUAUUCGGAAAGCCUUUUAAAAGAACAUUUGAAAAGUACGUGUGUGCCGACCAAAGAUGCUGCUAGUACAACUUUCCGUAAAACAGUUGCGUGAACAACUAUGGUUUGUUUUUAAAUCAGGAGGAGUGAUUCUUUACUGCGCCGUGAUGCUUGUUUGUAAUUGGUUCAACCUCGGGCAAGUUUAUUCCACUGUUAGCAAAUUUUGACACUAAUGACAUUUAUGAAAUUUUGACACUAGUGGGGUUUCACAGGUUAAUUAAUUUAUAUCAGCGAUUUUUUGUGGUCUCUGCAUUAUUCCUUUAAUUUUUAGAUUUUUAGUCUGCUUUUAUAUAAAAAACAGUUGUUUUUAGAACUCUUUAGCGAAGCAUUAGUAUAAUAUAAUAUUUAUGAAUUACCGUCGAGGGCCGAUAUGACAACCAAAAAAGGAGAUGUAUUUGGUGACUUUUCUAGUAAUUUUCUUGGGUGUGCAUCUGUCUUUUUAGUUUACUCCUCUUUGUUUAAAAACAAACCAUAGAGGAAAGCGGUGAAGAUGUCAGCGGGUCCAAGAAAUUCUUGCAAACACGACUCGGGGAUGUUCUCAAGAAGAAUGGAGAUGACCCUGAGACAUUCCGUUUUCAGUCAGCAGAAAAAGCAGUAUUAAAGAAAAUUGAAGAAAAGUUUACAAAAAAUAAUGAGAAGUUUAUUUGAUCCUUUUAGAAAGUUUCAAAUCUCUCGUCGAAUUUCUCAUUAUUUUUUGUAGACGUUUCUUCAAUUUUCUUUAAACCGCUUCUUCUGCUGACUGAAAAUGGAAUGUCUCAGGAUCAUCUCCAUUCUUCUUGAGAACAUCCCUGAGGCGUGCUUUCAGGAUUUUCGCGUUCCUCUAGUUGUUCACGCAACUGUUUUACGGAAAGUUGUAGUAGCAGCAUCUUUGGUCGGCACACACGUACUUUUCAAAUGUUCUUUUAAAAGUCUUUCCGAAUAGCAAACAAUUAACGCACUUCGAUUAUUCCCGACGAACAAAAGUCUUUUAGAGUCACUUUUAUUUUAUUUUUAGCCCACACCUGACACCAACUGUAGCGAUAUUACCGUUAAAAUAAAACUCUCAGUUCGAUUUAUAUACGACUAUAUUUAUAAUUCGGAAUUCUAUCUAUAACUAAAUUAAAAUAACACCGUGCUCUGCUUAAAUAGAUAAUAGGUUAUUUUCUAGAAUGCUCAGCCCAUCUCUAGUCAUCGCACGACAUCUCUUUCAAAGCUUCAAGCAAAUUUAUUCCCCUCGCGUUUCAUCCAGAUUAUUUCUGUAGAUAUAAAAAAAAGCUGUCGAGAUGGAACCUAUUACUUGCGGUAACUCUUUCGUCACAAUAUUAUUUGAUAAACUCCCUGUAUAUUCUACAUAAUGUACGAAAAUUUUAGCUUGUUCACCAUUUUAUGCAUGAUUAUUUUUGUUAACGAUUUUAAUUUAAUUUUAUAACAGAUAUUUUUAUAUUUUAUUUUGUUGAAAAUGAUGUGAUACUCUUGAUUUUUGAAUGUUCAUCUCAGUAUUUUAAAUUUCUAUAGUUUUUGUCAAAUGGCAGCUCAUUGCAAACUGGAAAUUGUACAAAAAAGACAAAAAUUUGUUGGCGGUAUGUCUGUGUGUGGAAUUUUUUACUAUUUUUAGACAAAAUUCAAAAUUGUUCCUAACAUUUAGGUAUAAUAAAAUUUCGAACUGCCAUUUUCUGACUUUGUAGCAAUAUCUUAAUAGUCCAUUUACUCACGGUUUUUGCUCAGAAUUUUAAAGUACCGCUUGGAUUGAAAACGACAUUUGACAUACACAUAGCUAACAUGUCAAAGAAAAAAAAUGAUAUUGUGCCAACGUGUGCUUUUGCCCUGGGGGUAAGUACCACUCUUUUCCGAGGGUGGAAAAACAUACGUUCAAAAUAAGUCCGGAAGUGGAUAAACUGACUAAUUCUAAGCAACUUGUAUUCCAUAGAGUUUUUUUCUCUACGUUAAUACUUUUCGAGUUAUUUGCGACUACAUCAUUUUUCAAAAAAAAACACGUUUUUAGACGGUUUUUAAUAUAGCCCAAAAAAGGUAGAAAAAAUGGUGCUGAAGUCUAGACCCAGUAGAAGCAGAGUUGUAGCUAAUGAAACGUAGGUUCUUAUUCGUCAAAUUCCAAAUCGACGAGAAAUGACCAAAAAAUACCUUUUCGAGGAAAACUCAUCACAACAUUUUUUAAAGUGUUUACAUCUCAACAUGAUUGUUAAUUUUGAAAAAAGUUUCUAGCAUCAAAAGUAAGCAAGUUACCCUCAAAAGAAAGUUCUCUUUUAUUUUGGUAAAAAAAUCGUGAAAAUCACCCCCCAUUAGCAUCCCAAAUGAAAUUAAUCGUUACCGCUUCACAAGUUACUUUACUUAUGUAUUGUUUAUAUGAUCUUUAAGAUUCAUCGGUUCAAAGUGCUUAUUUUCGAAAAAAUUGGGUUUUAAAAGUAAUUUUUUACUUCGGUAUUCGGUAUCUAAAGACAAUCAAAUGAUGGGUUAUAUCCCCUCGCAUUUAACAGAAAAAAGGUGUUGUAAGACCAGUUGAUCAAUAUCUAACAGAAAACGUUCCUAUUAAAAUUAUAAAAUCAGAGUCUGCUGGUCUUAUAGUUCAGAGAAUGUUUCGGAAAGUGGCAAAAUACGGAGUGAUUGAGAAAAUCCCUCGUCAAAUGAUAAUAGUUACAUUCGCAGGUAAUAAAAUUUUCUCAAUUUAUCUAUAUAAAUAAAGUCAGAUGUUCCGUCGACAUGUAUGUUCAUCCUGUUAUGCAGUGUUGCAAUGUAAGGGGAAAAAGAAAUGCGGAAACUGCGGCAAAGAAAACAAUAAUAAUUUGAUUACUUUUACUGCUAGAAAAUUUUUAAAAAAACAAAAAGCUGUUUAAACACUUAAAAAAGUUGUGAUGAGUUUUCCCGGAAAAGCGCUUAAUUUUUUCCUUAUUUCACGUUGAAAUAUUCGAUUUGGAAUUUAACGAAUAAGAACCUACUUUUCAUUAGCUACAGCUCGGCUUCUACUGUGUCUACAGACUUCAUACAUACACCAUUUUUUUCACUUUUUUAUAGGCUAGGAAUAUUUUUUUCGAUAAAAUACUUACUUUUUUGUUCAACAAAAAACGUGCUUUUUUUGUUGAAAAAUGAACAUAUUCACUAGCAAAUAACUCGAAAAGUAGUAACGUGAAAAAAUUCUAUAGAACAAAAGUUGCUUAGAAUUAGUCAGUUUGUCCACUUUCGGACGUAUUUUGAACGCAUUUCAUCAUUUUCCGAGAAGAUUGGGUACUCACCCCAGGGUAAAAGCACACAUUGGCACGAUAUCACUUUUUUCUUUGAUUUGUUAGGUAGGUGUAUGUCCAAACUUCAUGUCAAUCCAAGCGGCUGUUUAAAAUUCGGAAGUUUUGCAAUAUUUUACCGUGAGUGAAUGGACUAUCGUGCAGACAGGCAUACUUCUAUCCAGAUUUUAUCGAGAUUGUUGAAUUUGUUAUUGAAUUAUAUAUUUUGUGAUCUCAAAAUAUGUAAGAAUGCUGUUGACUGUACUUUAUAAGCUAUAGAUAAGUUUGUGUGUGUUACAUAUGUUCAUAGCUAUUAUUAAUAUACACAAAUUAUUUCUUAAAUAUAUAUUUCUGAAUUUUAUGUGUCAAACAACAAAUAAAAUGAAUUAAUUUAUA
Molecule: messenger RNA, 22526 nt
Organism: Diabrotica virgifera virgifera (western corn rootworm)
Lineage: Eukaryota; Metazoa; Arthropoda; Insecta; Coleoptera; Chrysomelidae
Exons: 4
Coding region: 1-1593 (530 amino acids)
Source: RefSeq, a predicted model, not a curated record